Molecule: messenger RNA, 7870 nt
Organism: Pangasianodon hypophthalmus (striped catfish)
Lineage: Eukaryota; Metazoa; Chordata; Actinopteri; Siluriformes; Pangasiidae
Gene: atad2b
Product: ATPase family AAA domain containing 2B
Exons: 28
Coding region: 154-4350 (1398 amino acids)
Biological process (GO): positive regulation of transcription by RNA polymerase II
Cellular component (GO): nucleus
Molecular function (GO): ATP hydrolysis activity; ATP binding; histone binding
Source: RefSeq, a predicted model, not a curated record
GAGGCGGAAGUGGCGUGCUGCCUGCGUUCUCUGGCCAACAGCAGAGGGAGAGAGUGAGCGAGAGAAAUGGCGCCUCGGCACUCUAGCUGAGAGACAGUCAAUACAGAGGGAACUGACAGAGCCGAGAGGAAACAAUACGGUAGAGAAAAAAACAUGGUGAACACAAGAAAAAGCACGCAGCUCCAGCCAUGCAGUCCUGUCAUCUCCGGGCGGACGAGGUCGUCUCUUAGGAACAACCCAAACUUGGAAGAACACAACCAUAAGGACCCCAGCAGUAAUAUCAGCUCUGGUAGCCCGCGCUUGUCCCCUCCGUCUAAACGAAAACGCAGACACACGACGCCUAGCUCCAGUGACACUUCCCCAAGUCCCCAGAGCAAAGCGCAGAGAGUUACAUGGAGCACAUCCAAACACUGCACCAGGUUAUCCACUGGUGCUUUGCAAAAUGGACACGGCCGAAGAAGCCUGCGGGUAGAUGACAGCACAGAUGGGGACGAUGCUCGCUUGAAUGGCCAUGUUGAGCUGAAGAGGAGCUGUCGCUCUAGGAAGAGCCGCUUUCAGCACCUCAACCAGAGCCUGCUGUUUGACCAACUGGUCAACAGCACGGCAGAGGCGGUGCUUCAGGAGAUGGACAACAUCAGCAGCAUACGACAGAAUAGGGAAGUGGAGCGGCUCCGGAUGUGGACAGACACAGAACUGGAAAACAUGGAUAUGUAUUCGCGUGUGAAAAGGCGGAAAUCGAUGAGGAGGAAUACAUUUGCAAUGCAGACACACCAUAAAGUCAUGGGCAAAUCUGAAGCUCCAGAAGAGGAGGAAAGGGAGGAAGAAGAGACUGAUGAAUCCCAUGAGGAGGGAGAUGAUGAUGAAGGGGAAGAUGAUGAAGAUGAUGAAGGAGAUGAAGCAGAGGAAGCAGGAGAGGAGAAUGACAGACCUUACAACCUCAGGCAGCGUAAAACUGUGCAGCGUUAUGAGGCACCACCCAUUGUGCCAGUGAACAGAAAACAAAGCAAGAACACAGUGUUUGACACGCACAGAUCCCCUGCAAGAAGAAGCCAUAUUAGAAUAAAGAAGCAUGCCAUCCACAGUAGUGAUACAACGUCCUCAUCGGAUGAGGAGCGUUUUGAACGGAGAAAAAGUAAAAGCAUGACACGUGCUCGGAACAGAUGUCUACCUAUGAAUUUGCGAGCAGAGGACCUGGCCAGUGGCGUGCUUCGUGAUCGGGUGAAAGUUGGUGCUAGUUUAGCUGAUGUGGACCCCAUGAAUCUGGAUACCUCUGUGAAGUUUGACAGUGUAGGAGGGCUUACUGCUCACAUUAAGUCUCUCAAGGAGAUGGUGGUGUUUCCUCUUCUCUACCCUGAAGUGUUUGAGAAGUUUAAGAUCCAGCCUCCAAGGGGUUGCCUGUUCUAUGGACCUCCAGGGACAGGGAAGACUUUAGUGGCUCGGGCGCUGGCUAAUGAGUGCAGUCAGGGUGACAGGAAGGUUUCCUUCUUUAUGCGAAAGGGAGCCGACUGCCUCAGCAAAUGGGUGGGAGAGUCAGAACGACAGCUCCGCCUUCUCUUUGACCAGGCAUACCUCAUGAGACCAUCUAUCAUCUUUUUUGAUGAGAUUGAUGGCCUUGCACCUGUUCGUUCUAGCAGACAGGAUCAGAUUCACAGCUCCAUAGUUUCCACAUUGCUGGCUUUAAUGGAUGGUUUGGACAGCCGAGGGGAGAUAGUGGUCAUUGGUGCUACAAACAGACUUGACUCUAUCGACCCUGCACUCAGGAGGCCUGGUCGUUUUGACCGGGAAUUUCUGUUCAACCUGCCAGAUAAACAGGCUCGAAAGCACAUUUUAGAAAUUCACACCAGGGAUUGGAACCCAAAGCUGUCAGAUUCCUUUAUGGAUGAGUUGGCAGAAAAAUGUGUCGGUUACUGUGGUGCCGACAUCAAAGCACUUUGCACGGAGGCUUCACUGGCGGCAUUGCGGCGGCGCUAUCCUCAAAUAUACAGCACCAGCCAGCGCUACAAACUGGACGUUGGCUCUAUCGUGCUGGGGCCGCAGGACUUUGGCCGUGCUCUGCGCGCUAUUGUUCCAGCUGCUCAGAGAGCUCUCGCACCACCAGGCCGGGCUUUGUCCUGCACACUGCAGCCUCUGCUGGAGAGAUCACUGGCCCACACACUCACCUGCCUGCUCCGAGUCUUCCCCCAUGCAGAGCUCCCACACAGGGAACAAACACACGACUCUGACAAUCACCUGCUGGAGGAGGACUCUUACAGUGAGGGUGAAGAUGGAGCUAGUGCUCAGUCCAUUUAUGAUGUUCAGCCAGGAUCCCCAAAGAAAUCACACUCCUCCAUAGUACACAAACCCUUCCUUCAUUUUACUACGUCUGCCUAUCAGCAGCCAACCUCAUACCGACCACGGCUUUUGCUAACAGGCCCUCAGGGUUCGGGUCAGAGCACGCACCUGGCCCCGGCUCUGCUGCAUCACCUCAACAAGUUCACUGUGCACCGCCUCGACCUGCCCACUCUCUACUCUGUCAGUGCCAAGACCCCAGAGGAGUCCUGCGCUCAGGUGUUUCGGGAAGCACAGCGGAGUGUGCCAAGUGUAAUCUACAUGCCACACGUCAGUGAUUGGUGGGAGGCCAUAAGUGAGACGGUGAAGAGUACGUUCCUCACACUGCUGCAGGAUGUUCCCUCGUUCACCCCACUCCUCAUCCUUGCCACGGCUGAGAUCAGCUACCAGCAGCUCCCUGAAGAGGUAAAAUGCAUCUUCAGUCGCUCCUAUGGUGAGGUGGUGUGUCUAACAACACCUGGGGAAGAGGACCGCAGAAAGUUCUUCAGUCAUCUCAUACUGGUGCAAGCAGCCAGGCCACCACUCCGCCCGAGAAAAAAAGUGUGUGAUCUUGAGGUGCUGCCUCUGGUGGAAGACCCUGGCCCUCGGCAACUCUCUCCAGAGGAGCAGAAGCGACUUGAGGAGCAGGAGGAGAACACCCUGCGCGAGCUCCGCCUCUUUCUCAGGGACGUCACCAGGCGGCUGGCCACCGACAAGCGCUUCCACAUCUUUAGCAAGCCUGUAGAUAUCGAGGAGGUAUCAGAUUAUCUUGAGGUCAUCAGAGAGCCUAUGGAUUUGUCCACUAUCAUGACGAAGAUUGACACUCAGAAGUACACAACUGCGAAAGACUUUCUGAAGGACAUUGACCUCAUCUGCAGUAAUGCGUUGGAGUACAAUCCGGACAAAGAUCCUGGAGAUAAGAUAAUUCGACACAGGGCUUGCAGUCUGAAGGAUUCGGCUCAUGCAAUGAUCGCCUCUGAGCUGGACCCAGAGUUUGACCGCACGUGUGAGGAGAUUAAAGAGUCUCGAAGGAAAAGAGAGUUCCAGAUGCCACAGCAGCCAGCUUCCACUCCAACAUCUGUAAUAGGCAAGAGGCCUGUUGGUGGAGAAGAGGCUACUGGCAGCACGUCUCAGGCUGAUGUGGUGGAAAAGCAACACAACAGUAGCAUAAAGCGCAAGGCUCGGCGUCGGUCGAUUUGGGAGCGGGGCAUCAUCAGGAAGAAGAAGAGCAGCAAAAAGGAGGAGGUAGAAGAUGAUGAUGAGCCUGAGGAAGAGGAAGGAGCUGAUGACUCAACCAUUGCUGGCCAGGGUAAUAUCAGUCCGGCUCAGGACGAGUCCUCCUCUGAUACCAUGGAACCCCAAAGUGAUAAAGCCCUUCCCCAACCCAAUGGUUAUGCUCUGAGCACUGAAGAGGAGAACUCCAGUGAAGCCACCACAACUCAAGAUCCUCAAGGCCAAGUUAAGGCCAAUACGACUACCUUUAAGAACCCUCCUUCUGUAGAGGGCAAAGUGGCAACAGUGCUCUCUGAGCCCCAAGAGUGUGUAAAUGGAGACGAGUCAAUGGACAGUAUAGACAGUGAAGCCAAUGAAAAGGAAUCAGGGAGUAGUAGAAAGGAGGUCACAGCUUCUUUCAGCAGAGGGGAGCAGGCUCGAUCGGAAGAUGUGUUACAAGAAUGCAAGGCAAAUGAUUGCACCCCAGCAGCAGAUGGAGCAGCUGGUGAUGGAGUUCAUGAAAAAGAAGGUACUUCCAAAGAGAAGACGUGUAGAAAAAGCCAAUCAGAACAGCAGAAGGAAGUCCUAGCAGAGAGGCCAGAGGAUCCCCCACAGCCUCCACCUCCACCUGCUUUAGUUGUAGACCAUCAUCGACUCAAGGCCCUGCUAGAUCAGGUUGUGAUGAAGAGUAAGGGCUACAGUGUGGAUCAACUGGAAAGACUUUUCUCGGUGCUCAGCCAGUGUAUUUAUCAGUACCGCAGGGAUUACGACAAGACCUGCCUGAUCGAGGAGAUGGAGAGGCAAGUCCAGCAUUUCAAUACAUUCCUGUGAUGAAACAAGGUGAUCGUAAUCAGAGACUCCUGCGAAGCAAAAAGGAGACCAACUUAAAGAACCAACCUGCUACAGCGAGCCGAGCAGGUUUGGUAUUAAAUGGCAAAGGAGGAGUUAAAGGAGACUUGCAAAGACUUUUAGUGGCAACCUUGGUGCUAUUGUCUCAGGUACCUGGACAGAACUAGUCUACAGAACCAAACACAAGUCAAGACUCAUAUAGGUUUCAGAAACAUUUAUGCCAAUUUCUAACGGGCGUUCUUGGUGCUAUUAGGUGCUAUUGUUUAUCCAUUUGCUGCUCCUUGAGUUUCUUUAAAAAAAAAAAGUGUGAAAAGAAAAAAAAAAAUCAUCAUAUUAAAAAAGAUUGUGUGAUGUCAGUUAAACACCUUGGUCUCAUUUGUCAGGAAGAGACAGCACACACCACCACACAGGCACAGAUUCUCACCAGCAGUAAAACCCCACAGGAAUGAGGUGUAAUGCCAUGAGGUCAUACCAGUUUGUUACUGACUGUGGAAACUAAUUACAUCAUUCUCCGUCUAUGAACGCCAUCUUAAUGCGUUGUGUCCCUGUGACCUUCAGCCAGUAGGCAUUUAAAUGUAAGCAGUGUGUAACUGCAGUGAUACUCCUGCCCAAAAAAACACACAUUUUCUAACACAGAAUUGUAAGCAUUUUCUACCUGAUGCAUGUGGUAUAUCCUUUGCAGUGAAAAGCUGAAGCGCCAUCGUAUUAAGAAAAUCCUCAAAAUUGAUGGCUACUUUUAUUAAAGUGGAAUUAUCAGAAUACCAUGAUGCAGUAAACCCAGUUUCGAUUAUUUUUUGUAAAUUUUGAAAUAACUAGUAACAUAUCUAGCGUCAGGAAUGUUUUCCAAAAGACUUGUUGCCUCUUAAAAGUCUAUCUCUUCCUGGCCAAUGAGCAUUUACAGUUUGGUAUUGUCAUGGCCACAUACAUUUUUGUCUUUUGGGAAAAGAUGGCUUGUGUCACCCCUUUUCACUUAAGACUGUUUAACAAAUGGCUAACUCUAAAUUGUUUUCUCUGUAUGUUUUUUUUUUUUUAUUUUUUAUCAAUCCAUUUAUCGAUCAGCACACCCACCUGAUUUUUACCCUCAAGACAAUUGUUCUGACACCAGUUGGUUACGCCAUGACUUUAUGUUGUAAUAUUUUGUAACAUUUUCUUUUUUAUUACCUCUUAGUUUGAGUUAUAUGAAUGCUAAGAUUGUUUGCAUUAAUGAAUGAUGAACAAGGCAAUUUUAGCCAGCGUGGUUUGUUCAGUAUAUGGAGCAUUAUUAUUGCGUUCAAAUUGUUUUUUAAAUGGUAUUUUGGCUUUUUUUUGUCUAUGGUUUAGUUGCAUUAAGAUCUUUGAAUAGUAGCUACUUAUUCUUUUAGUAGCUAGGUUCUAGCUGGUUUUUGGCCUAGUGUGUUUAAUUGCCAAGGCCUUUUCUCUGAAAGAAAUGAACUGCUUCUUUCUUCAGUUUGCAGAAAAAUAUUUCUGAAGUUAAGACUCAUCUCAAUUUUAUGUAAAGCUGAGUAUACUUACAAACCAUUUAAAAACAUGCAAAAAGAGAAAUUAGCUCUGGACUACUGCAGCGAGAUGGAGAACUCUGGCUACCUCAGUUAAAAAUUAUUUAAGACAACAUGUUUAUCGAAGACAUACAGUAUUUGUCAACAUCUGUAACAUCACUGCACCUUUUACCAUUUGAAAGCCCAGGUACUGAGCAACAAGUCCUGUGGCUGAUGCAGUAAUCCAUCCUUUUGCGUGGUUUUUGGUUCAUAUCAUUUUUAUUGCGUUUUGCAGUUGAGCCAACACAAACACAGCACAUUAACUUCAGUAAGAUUUUGUACUAUAUAUUUUGUGUCCUGUCCAAUGGACCUUGGUGAAUGCAGCCAUAUUGUUUGUCCACUUCACUACAGUUUCUUUUCUUUAUGUCUUGCAUAAUUGCAUCAUUUUAGCUAUUUAUCUCCCGCUGUACCUGUUUAUUUAUUAACAUAAGUAUUGGUGUGUUUGUCUGUUCAUAUUUUUUGUACACCAUUGUUUAAAAGGGGACAAAUUGGAAAUUUGUUAUAGUUUUUGAAGUUGGAGCCAUGUCAUGAUGUAGCACAUUUUUGUAGCAGGGUUGCGCAGGUGGAGAGGUUUACUGGUCUCAGGUCUCUGCUACAUUCAUGAUCUAUUUAUUCCAUUUUGAUGGUGGUGGUGCUUUUUGGGCUUUGUGGUAAAGGGAUUGUCAUACAGCUAAUGUUAUGAGUGUUUUAACACCUCCUACCCCAUAUCUCCUGCACAUGAUCUGCUUAUUCUGUGUAAUUCUGUAGGUACUACUGUGAUGCUGACCACUGGGUCUGAGAUCCUGACAUUUUAGUCUAUUUCACAAAUUCUGUAAGGAUUGAAAGAACUGGAGGACAUAGAAAGUGUUACCUGUGUUCACCUCUUCAAAUGUGGUUGUUGGCUCACUUUUUGUCAGUUUAUCUUUUCAGUAUUUGUGGUGUGAUACUGUACUGGUCCUAAACUGUGUCACUUGGCCAACAAAUGUGUAUAAUAUGUGAAAUUUCAAAUUUUAAAAUAGAUAAAAAUUUAAGAGAAAUUGGGAAACACUAUUCUAAUAUUUAUAUAAAAAGUGAUUUAAAGUAACAAGUGGCCUACACUGAUAUAGUGAUCUGGACAUGGUACAGGAAGAAAUGUCAUGUGAAACCCCACUUUUUUUCCUCUUGGUCUGACCUGUGCUUGAUAUUGCAGACUACAUAAUUCUGUGAUAUCUCAGGAAAAAAAAAGAGAAAAACCCAACAACAAACACAUGGCACUGUUUCUUCAGUCUGUGAAUGCUGUCCUAGAAAAACCUGUGAUGUCAUAUGAGUUGGGUUUAAAGCAUCGGUCAAAAAUAGUACUGGUGAUAAACUAGUGCUGUCACUUUCACAUUAGCUCCGUUUUCCACAUUUGGUUUGAUGUAUUCUAGUCACAUCUUUGUUCAAAAAUCUGUGCUGUUGCUAGACCAAAAACUGGCCUACUACGAAACUGCCUGACUACUAUACUGACACCUGACUGGAGCCUUAAACAAGUGUUACUGAGUGAAAAAUAGUGUACCCCAUUCUGAUCCUGCAUCAUCCCCUGAAGAAGAGCUACAACCAGAGCACUUAAGUGUGGCUUAGCUCAUGCUUCUUAAGUCACUUCCUUUUCCAUUUAUCCUGAUUAAAAGUCAAGUUGGUUGAACAUCCAGUUUGUUGACAUGCUCGGGAGGGUAGUUGAGGUAUGAAGCUUUUUUUUUUUUUUUUUUUUUUUUUUCUCCCAAGAUUUUUUUUCUUGAAUAAACUUUCAGUAAUAUAAUAUUUGCCUCUAAUAUGUAGUCUGUUGUUUAUUUAUUGAUCUAAUUUUGGGGAUUUGUAUUUCCGCUAUUGCCAGGGUCUUUGCCCCAUUUUCUCAAACUGGUAAAAGACUCAUUUGAAACCUGGUUAAUAUCCAGCCAAGCGUUCUUUUAGUGAAAGUCCUGUUGAAAUGAAUACAUUUACUGUAAUUUCUUAAACUGCUGUGAUUAUACUUG